Messenger RNA from Dendronephthya gigantea, 3206 nucleotides. RefSeq names its product ribosomal protein S6 kinase 2 beta-like. The record is from RefSeq and is a predicted model, not a curated record. The coding region runs from base 284 to 2524 and encodes 746 amino acids. Gene Ontology annotation, molecular function: magnesium ion binding; ATP binding; ribosomal protein S6 kinase activity. NCBI's taxonomy places the organism in Eukaryota, Metazoa, Cnidaria, Anthozoa, Malacalcyonacea, Nephtheidae. Gene Ontology annotation, biological process: protein phosphorylation; intracellular signal transduction. The transcript is spliced from 26 exons.
UGAAAACUCGAAAGGUAUAUUGUUUUAGUUUCUCUUUUAAAACUGUUUCCGAUGACGUGCGUAUUUUCUAAUGUAUUCAUUCAAAGAAAGCUUCCCGUGGGGUGUCGCCUCAGUAGGCGUGGCUUACGAGUCCGACGACUAACUCAUUCCCAAUCUCGAUCUUCCACCGCGCGGCCAGCUCGUCGAGUCGUAGUGUAUAGUCCACUCGAAAGGGUUCCUCUGAACCGCAUUUGUAAAAAAUAUAUAGUAUAUUUCGUGUCCUUUUUGCUUUGUUUGAAGCACAAUGCCUCUCGCACAGCUUGCGGACCCUUGGCGGAAGAUGAAUACGACUCCUAUAUCGGAGGCGGGGGACGAUACGGUAGCGGAUGAGUGCAACAAUGAAGUGAAAAUGGACGAUGAACCGUCCUCAGAAUUGGAUAUCUCAUCGGUGUUGGCAAAGACGAAGACUUGCCCCAAAGCAGAGCGAUCUCAUUUUGAACUGUUAAAAGUUCUGGGGCAAGGUUCCUUCGGCAAGGUCUUUCUUGUACGAAAAAUUGCUGGCACGGACGCCGGAACCCUAUACGCGAUGAAGGUGUUGAAAAAGGCUACUUUAAAAGUGCGAGAUAGAGUGAGGACGAAAAUGGAACGAGAUAUAUUGGUUGAUGUUCAACAUCCAUUCAUAGUCCAUCUUCAUUAUGCAUUCCAAACAGAAGGCAAGCUCUACUUGAUCUUAGAGUUUCUAAGGGGUGGUGACUUAUUUACAAGGUUAUCAAAAGAGGUCAUGUUCACAGAGGAAGAUGUUAAAUUUUACUUGGCUGAAUUGGCUAUUGCACUUGACCAUCUCCAUAAAGUUGGAAUCAUUUAUCGUGAUUUGAAGCCUGAGAACAUAUUGUUGGAUAGUGAAGGACAUAUCCAACUGACUGAUUUCGGAUUAUGCAAAGACUCUGUUUAUGACAAGAAGACCUAUUCAUUUUGUGGAACUGUUGAGUACAUGGCACCUGAGGUUGUGAACAGGAGGGGCCACACACAAGCUGCUGACUGGUGGUCAUAUGGUGUUUUGAUGUUUGAAAUGUUGACUGGAUCACUCCCAUUCCAAGGGAAAGAUAGAAAAGACACUAUGACAAUGAUUCUGAAAGCUAAGCUUGGAAUGCCACAGUUUCUGAGUCCAGAUGCCCAAAGCUUAUUGAGAAUGUUGUUCAAAAGAAAUCCAGCCAACAGACUAGGGGCUGCUGAAAAUGGAAUUGAGGACAUAAAGAAGCAUCAAUUCUUUGCUUCAAUAAACUGGGAAAAACUUAUAAGAAAAGAAUGUAAACCACCUUUCAAACCAGCUGUAAGAAGAACUGACGACGCUUAUUACUUUGAUAAAGAAUUUACCUCAAAAACACCCAAAGAUUCGCCAGCAAUUCCCCCAAGUGCCAACUGCCAUCAACUCUUCCGCGGAUUUAGUUUUGUCAGUCCGACAUUGAUAGAGGAAAGUGAUAAAAAUGGCAGUGAAAGCAUGGACGUUGAUAGCGCGUAUAGCAGCUUAGCAUCACAAUUUCCAGCUGUUGCCACGUCCUUCUUUGACGAUUACGAAAUGAAAGAGGAAAUUGCCAUCGGCUCGUACUCCGUGUGUAAGAAAUGUGUAAGCAAAUCUACGGGGAAAGAAUAUGCCGUAAAAAUAAUCGACAAACUAAAGAAGGAUCCUCGUGAAGAGGUUGAGAUUCUACUGAGGUUUGGUGGAAAACACAACAUCAUGGGAAUACGUGAUGUCUACGAGGAUGUAAAGAAUGUGUUCAUUGUUGCCGAGCUGAUGAGAGGUGGCGAAUUAUUGGACAGAAUUGUGAAGCAAAAGAACUUAUCCGAACGAGAAGCAGCAAAUAUAAUGCACACGUUAAGCGGUGCUCUGGCGUAUCUGCACAACGAGGGGGUGGUUCAUCGUGAUCUUAAACCAAGCAACAUCAUGUAUCUGGAUGAUAGUGGUUCAUACGAUGCUCUGAGGAUUAUUGACUUUGGUUUUGCCAAACAACUCAGAGCUGAUAACGGAUUGUUAAUGACGCCAUGUUACACAGCUAAUUACGUUGCACCUGAGGUUCUCAAGAAGCAAGGCUAUGACGUUGCCUGUGAUAUCUGGAGCUUGGGCGUCUUACUCUAUACCAUGCUUGCCGGGUAUACGCCAUUUGCUCAUGGUGCUGACGACAAUUCAAGUCAGAUUCUUAAAAGAAUCGGGGAAGGGAAGCUGGUUUUAUCGGGAGGAAACUGGGACACAGUCUCGGAAAGCGCAAAGAAUUUGGUUCGAAAUAUGCUUCAUAUUAAUCCUGGUAAACGAUGCACCGCGCAACAGAUUUUAUCGCACUCAUGGAUUGCAAACAGAAAUUCUUUACCACAAAAUAAACUUACUCUAUCAAGCAGCGUGACAAAAAUUAAGGAUGCAUUCAAAGCCACAUUUUCAGCGCUCAACUCGAGUCCGGAAUCAAGAAAAUUGAAACCUGUUCAAACUUCAUCACUCGCGCAACGAAGGACCGGGAAUAAAAUGAAACCAGUUGUCAAACAAUCUAAUGUAUGACCUCAGAAACGUUGGAUACCCAUGUGUGUACCUUAUGAUACUACAAGAAUCCCUUUGAGACCCAUAUGAAUCAUUUAUGACCCUUAAACUAUUCAAUAAAGAUAUAUGUACAGUAUUUUCCUAUUCGAAGUAACGUUUGUCGCACAGAGCGUAAUCUAUAAAUACAUCACAAAUAAAAAUUACGUCACUAGUAUGUUUGUAUAUGACGUUAUAAUUUAAACUAGUAAAAACUUAGUCGAGUACAAAUGUUGCUUUGUGAUUGGCUACGCUAGUCGCUAUCGGUAUUAGCCAAUAGAUGGCGAGUAGCGAGAGUCGGCCACAGUCUUUUGGAAAUAUUAUUUUCCUACUAGUUUUUACUAUAACAUUACUCUAGAUUUCUAUGAAAUAAUAGUUCAUUUGGGUUUGGUACUCAUCAGCUAUCAUUUCUUAGAAAUCUCAAGCUCAUUAAUCGAUAUCCAAGUUUCACAGAUUAUUUGUAAAAGGCAACUGUUUUGUAAUUUUUCAGAAUACGUACGCUUAUAAUAUCUGGUAGUGAUUUAAUACGUCGAUUGUAGUAAUUAUAAUAGACCUGUGAUAAUUGAUGAUUACCAGUAUUUUUACUUUGAAAUAUUUGUACUGUGAAUUUGUGCCAAUGAGGCCUAAAAAGUGUGUAUAAAAAUUGAAAUAAAAUCUUUUUGGCAGA